AUGAACGAGAUGAGCCAACUGAACCUUACAUACAUACAUACAAACAACUUAAUACAUCAUAAUCGUAUAUAUGAUUUGGAGCAGAUUAGAUUAGACAUGGACUUAGAAAAUAAAUUGGGGCGGUUGAAGCUACUAGAUCAUUCGGAGCACGAGAAUAGUCGUAUUUUAGACAAAUUUGCGAAUCAAAUUAAGACAGAUGAGCUAUCAGUGACAAGAGGGAAGACUAGCAAGGACAAAGCUAAUCGAGCGACGGUGGAGAAUGUACUGGAUCCACGUACAAUGAGGUUUUUGCGUUCUUUAAUCCAUCGUGGUAUUAUAACGGAGUUCAAUGGCUGCUUAAGUACUGGAAAAGAAGCUAAUGUGUACCAUGCAUUUGGUAAUGCAGUCGAUAUAGUGGAAAAACAACAUAAGGUCAUACGGCAAUCUUCUAUUUGUAGUGAUUCAGAAGGUGACACUAAAAAAGUAGAAUACGCAAUUAAGAUUUACAAGACCUCCAUAUUGGUUUUCAAAGACCGUGAAAGGUAUGUUGAUGGCGAAUUUCGAUUCAGGAACUCGAGGUCACAACACAACCCUCGAAAGAUGAUAAAGAUUUGGGCUGAAAAAGAGUUUAGAAACCUGAAAAGAAUUUACCAUACAGGUGUUAUUAGUUGCCCGAAGCCUAUAGAAAUAAAAUCAAAUGUUUUGGUAAUGGAAUUUUUGAACAGAGGUGAUGGUUUUGCUUCCCCAAAGCUAAAAGAUUAUCCAUAUAGUGAUCGCCAAGAGAUCUACUACUUCUACCAUGUUAUGGUAGCUUAUAUUAGGUUACUGUAUCAAGUUUGUCAAUUGGUUCAUGCUGAUUUAAGUGAAUAUAAUUCUAUUGUACACGAAUCCAAAUUAUACAUUAUUGAUGUUUCCCAAUCUGUUCAGCCUGAACAUCCAAUGUCUCUGGACUUUUUGAGAAUGGACAUUAAAAAUAUCAAUGCAUAUUUCGUAAAGAUAGGGAUUAAUGUAUUCUCUGAGCGUGCUAUCUUUCAGUUUGUCAUUUCAGAAAAAUUAGAAAAGUUCAAGGGUGAUUAUCGUUCAUAUGAUCAUUUGCAAAAGUACGCAUCAGAAUAUUUGCCUUUGAAGUUAACUGAAGAAGAUGAAGUAGAAGAUGAAAUUUUUAGAUCGCUACAUUUGGUUAGGAAUUUGGGGGGCUUAGAAGAAGGCGAUUUUGAUAGAUUUACUAAUGGAAAAUUUGAUCUUCUAAAAUCAUUAGUUUCCCAGGACAACCAAAAGGUUGCAAAAACGUUUACUGCCUCUGAGCAGUUUGAAUUAUCAGACUCAGGUACUGAUUCCGUAGAUCAUGGCGACUCUGAUGAAGAUCUGUCAUCUGAUGAGAGUAACUCCGAAACUGAAAAUGACAGCGAUGAUAGUCAAAGUUCAGAUGAAGAGCCAGACGAAGACACUAGGGAACACAGAAUCAAAGAGCCAAAGGGUAAAAAAUACGAAGAUAAAGAUACGAGGAAACUUCGGAAACAGGAUGUUAAAGAAUCCAAACGUGAAAAGAGAAAGACCAAAGUCAAAAAGCAUAUAAAAAAAAAUUGGUCAAAAAGACGAAAUCUAAAAAAUAAUAUCAUAAGCUCAUCUGCCAAAUAA
Molecule: messenger RNA, 1617 nt
Organism: Eremothecium cymbalariae DBVPG#7215
Lineage: Eukaryota; Fungi; Ascomycota; Saccharomycetes; Saccharomycetales; Saccharomycetaceae
Gene: RIO1
Product: protein kinase RIO1
Exons: 1
Coding region: 1-1617 (538 amino acids)
Biological process (GO): maturation of SSU-rRNA
Cellular component (GO): preribosome, small subunit precursor; cytosol
Molecular function (GO): ATP binding; protein serine/threonine kinase activity
Source: RefSeq, a predicted model, not a curated record